UUUUUUCUUUUUUCGCAACUCAGAGUGAUUCAUAACAUCGACGUAUACGGACACCAGUUACGGAAAGACAACCGAACCUCGUUGUUAUUUUUCCAUUUUUUAGUUUAAUAAUAAAAGAAAAACAAAAACAUAAUAAAAGCAACAACACUAAAUAAAUAAAUAAUAAAGCAAACGGCAGCACAACAAGGCAACAACAACAACGACUACUACACCAAACGUAAAGAAAAAAGUAGUUAAUGCUGGUUUUUUUUUAGUGUUUAAUUUAAAAGUGUUUUCUCGAGGUGACACAGAAUAUUUUUUCUUUGCUUUUUUUAACUUAACGGUCGUCGUCGUAUAUUGAGUCCUCCUCCUUUGCUUCAUCUUACUCUUCUUAACCACCAGUGCUCUGCUUACAUUUCUCUAUGAUUGGGUGUGUGUGAGUUUGUGUGUGUGAAAAAAAAUAGCUCCGGUUAAUAGUUAAAAAAUAUCGUCGUCAUUUUCGCCGUCACAAACGCAUAGCCGCGGCGCGCAUUGUAAAUAAAUAUUUGACAAAAACAAAAAUUAACACUUUUUUUAUACGCCUACAAGCUUGUUCAUCCUUUUUGAUUAUAGGUAGAGCAUUUGACUAGCGGUGUUUCUUUUUUCCACCUAAAAUAAGUGAUUUUUUUCAUUUAACGGGUUAAUUGUUUAUAACAACAAGAAAGUGUUGAAAAAUAUAUAAAUAAAUAAUUAAAAAUAAAACGUAAGGAGUAAAUAUUGUUAUAUGUGGAACAUGAUAAAAACUAGCGUUGAUUAUAACAGCUUUUUUAUUCAUUUCUUUUGAUUUGGUUUCAAACACUAAUGAAUUGAAUAUUAGUAUGUAUGUAUUACACAACAAUAAAGUAUAAAAUUAAUUCUUUAUAAUCAAAUAAUAAUAAAAUGUAUGUAAAUAGUUAAACACAAAUCACAAAUACAAAAAUAUUAAUGCAACAAAUAUUAAAAAAAUAAUUUGUAAUUUUAAGUAAAAAUUGAAAGAAAAAAAAAUAAAUAAAAUAAAAAGUAAAUAAAUUCUAUCGUAAAAUAGAAUGUGAAUUGUAAAAAAAAAUUUAAAUAAAACAAAAUUGCAAAAAAAUAAAUAUAAAUGAAAUAAAUAAAAUAAAAAAAAUUUAAAUUACGAAUGAAGCGUAAAAAUAAUACAGCAGCAGCUGAAUUGGCAACAAAAAGUUUUAUACAAAAAUUGAAAUUAAAUACAACAACUACAACCAAUUGUUACAAUAAUCAACAGCAGCAGCAACAACAGAAAAAUCGUUACAAUCAAAAUAAGAAAACGGCAUAACUUGAUUGUUACGAGUGCAACCAAAGCGAAAACAAAAUUAACACCAACAACACCAACUAAAAUAGCAAGAAGAACAAAACAAAAAACAAGCAACAAAUUGCAUACAAACUGUUGUAAGUGUGAACACAAAUGAAAACGUCGUCGAAUUCAAGCGCAAAUAAUUUCGACUACUCCAGUCGCCCCGUCUAUGAGGGUGAAGAACUACAAGAACAGCAGCAACAACAACAACGACAACUCGAGUUAUCAGCAGGACAACAAGAAAGCAGACAACAAAUUAUUUACGACACCAGAACGUUAAAUGAACAAGAACGUGAAGAAUUCGUUGAUACAACAGAACCUCAAAGUUUGAUUAAACAGCAACAGCGCCAACCACAGCCACAUCUAACAAUUGUUUAUAACAAAAAACAACUAUCAACAACAACAACAACUACAAGAUCAUCAGCAACUGCAACAGCAACUGCAUCAUCAACAACGAUUGACGAUUAUAAUCAGCUGCAACGACAAUUUGUUGAUAAUUUAAACAUAAAAACUAAAACUAUUGUUGCAGCAGCUGACAGUGAAAGUGACAAGCAGUCACAGCAGCACCAACAACAACAAGAUACAACUAAUAAUAAUAAUACAAAUUUACAAAUUAGUUCAUCUAGUGUUGCAGGUGGUGGCGGCAGCAGUAGUGGUGACAGUGUUGUCAUUUAUAUAGACGACAAUAAUUCAACUAGUGACAACAUUAAUAGUAGCAACGACAUUGCAACUCAUACCAGCAAUAAAAUUUCUAGCGAUAACGUUAAAGAAACAACAUUGCCAUUGUCAAAUAAUAUUCGUUAUACAUCAACUUCCAAGAAUAAAUAUCAGCAACAACAGCCGUUGUCAUUGCAGAAGAGUUAUUCCUUUAAACGAAAACGUGAAACAACAGAGUGUGAUUGUGGUUGCUUGGAUUCAUACAAUUCAUCAUCAGCAGCAUCAUCAUCCGCAAUAGUUGUUGCUGGCAAUAGUGGCUCAGGUCAUUUCAACAACGGCAGCGCCAGCAAUAAAACCAACAACGAGUCUUCGGCAAUUGGUGUCGGUGUAAGCGGUGGCAACGAAAUUAGCGUUGGUGUUAUAAGCAGCAGCACAAACGUGGCGUCCUCAGUGGCCAUUGUACCCAGUAACGGCAUCAAAACGGCCCACACGAAAGUUGCCACCUCUGGGGGGCACGCUAACACGCAGCCCCCCAGCAAACGCUCCAGCAGUGGUGCCGAUGGCGAUUAUCAACUGGUUCAACACGAGGUUCUAUAUUCUUUGUCAGCUGAGUAUGAGGUUUUGGAAUUUUUGGGUCGUGGCACAUUUGGCCAGGUUGUCAAAUGUUGGAAACGAGGCACCUCCGAAAUUGUUGCUAUAAAGAUUCUGAAAAAUCACCCGUCAUAUGCACGCCAGGGACAAAUUGAAGUGUCGAUAUUAUCGCGCUUGAGUCAAGAAAAUGCCGAUGAAUUCAAUUUUGUGCGGGCCUUUGAGUGUUUUCAACACAAAAACCAUACAUGUUUGGUUUUUGAAAUGCUCGAACAAAAUUUAUAUGAUUUUUUGAAACAAAACAAAUUCUCACCAUUACCUCUGAAGUAUAUAAGACCGAUAUUGGAACAGGUUUUAACAGCACUAUUAAAACUCUCACAGUUGGGUUUAAUACACGCUGAUUUAAAGCCAGAAAACAUAAUGUUGGUCGAUCCAGUAAGACAACCCUACAGAGUUAAAGUGAUUGAUUUUGGUAGUGCUUCACAUAUCAGCAAGACUGUAUGCAAUACAUAUUUACAAUCACGUUACUAUCGGGCACCAGAAAUUAUUUUGGGUCUACCAUUUUGUGAAGCAAUCGAUAUGUGGUCAUUAGGCUGUGUAGUGGCAGAACUAUUUUUGGGUUGGCCCCUGUAUCCCGGAUCAUCGGAAUUUGAUCAAAUCAGAUACAUAUCACAAACACAAGGUUUACCAACGCAACAUAUGCUAAGUAGCGCUUCAAAGACUUCGAAAUUCUUUUAUCGUGAUACGGAUUUAACUUAUCCAUUUUGGCGUUUAAAGACCAUAGAAGAAUAUGAGGCUGAAACGAAUACGAAAAGUAAAGAGGCGCGUAAAUAUAUUUUCAAUUGUUUGGAUGACAUUGGUCAGGUGAAUGUGCCUACAGAUCUGGAGGGUGGCCAAUUGUUGGCGGAAAAAACUGAUCGAAGAGAAUUUAUUGAUUUGCUUAAGCGCAUGUUGACCAUUGACCAGGAAAGACGUCUAACACCGGCCGAAGCUCUAAAUCAUUCAUUUACACGUCUCACCCAUUUGGUGGAUUAUGUGUACUGCAACAAUGUAAAGGCAUCCGUACAAAUGAUGGAAGUAUGCCGGCGGGGAGAUUAUCAUCCGGUGCAACCUACUUCAACACUGGUUACGAAUUUCGUACCCAGUACCACAGAGAAUAUGACAUUUACGAUAAAUAAUCAAUUGACAAGUCAAGUGCAACGUCUGGUACGCGAAAGACCUUUAGCUUAUGAGAAUCUUUAUCAAAUCUAUGGUGGACGCAAUGUAGGUCGUCAGUACGCCCAGGGUCGUACAGAUACGUUCCAACAUCAAUUGGUUUCAAAUAUCUUAUGUCCACCAUCGUAUCAAGCAAUGCCCAGUCCCACCAAACAUGUCGUCGUUGGCAGUACAAUGCAACCACCAUUGCAAGUACCUCCACAGCAAUAUGUGAAUGUCCCCGUACCAGUUUCAAUGGUUGAACCAACUUCCGGACAGCGUAUGUUAUUAACCAAUCGAGUGCAAGCGAGUGGUGUAGCCUGGCCGCAAACUGGACGUCAAAUGGCAUUGGUACCGUCAUGGCCGCAGCAGGCACCAGCCCACUCUUUAAUUGUCGAUCCGGCACCUUUCUUAAAUGUCGAAGAAAUCUAUCCAAAACAUUUGAAUAUACCACGUAAUGAUCUCAAAAAGGAAUCGCCUAUCCAUCAUUUGGUCAGCAAAGGCAAUUCGUAUCGUGUGCCGCGUCAUGACAAGAAAGAAAAUCAACAACUGUCACCCGUUAAGAAACGUGUCAAAGAAAGUUCGCCACCUCAUCAGCAACGUUAUAAUCGCACAUCUCACGUUUCACCACAAUAUCAUAACAACCAUCAUAAUUGUAAUUAUGUCAGCAGUGGCGGUGGUGGCGGUUAUAAUGGACAAAGUGGUGCCAGUGGCGGUGCUAUUGUUACUUCAGCUUCAUCUAGUAACAUCAUCAAUGCCAGUGGUAGUCAUCACCAUCAUCACAGUGGUGGCGCUAAUUCCUCUUCGAAUCAACAGCAUGUUAUUAGCAGCAAUGCUGUGUAUGGUAGCAACGGUGGCAGCCAUCAUAUUGUUAACAAUUGUGGAGCUGUUAGUGGAUCGACGGGUAGUGGCAGUGGCUAUCACCAUCACUCCUCCUCUUCGUCGUCUUCUGGUGGACAGCAUCAUAUUUCAUCGCAUCAUUCUCAAUCUCAACAUGGCCAUCAAGUACCGCCACAGCAUCAUGGUGCUAUUGUUAAACAACAAACUAUCACAAUACACGAUACACCAUCACCGUCAGCCGUUAUAACAAUAUCGGACAGUGAGGAUGAGGGUGCUGAUGGACCAACUAUUGUUAACAAUAUAGCACCGGUUAAACAAAGGGCCCAUGCUCAAUCGCAAACCACAUCAUCAAUGUUGCAACAUUCGGCAUCAUCUUCAUCGAUGAGUUGUCGUAACAAUGGUCAUCAACAUGGUCACUCACAUCAACAAAGUCAAACUCAACAACAACAGCAGCAGCCACAGCAACAGCAACAGCCCCAACAAAUGCAUCAUCAGCAGCAACAAACAUAUGCAACUGCAGCAACAUCCAAUUCAAAUUCAAAUAAAUAUCAACAAUAUCAGCAGCAGCAACAACAACAACAACAGCAAUUGCAAACGAUGAAUGUAAAUCAUACAUCAUCGCAGCAUCAAAAUCAAACUCAGAUACAGCAACAGCAGCCACAAGCACAACACCAACAACAACAUCAGCAACAGCCACAACAGCAGCAGCAACAGCAACAACACCAAAUACAACACAGUGUUGCUGCUAUGAAAAAUAAUUCAACGUCCUCCAUAAAAUCGUCAUCGUCAGCAAUGACACCAACUACUAAUAACAGUAAUAGUAACAAUAACAAUGAAUUUAUGGUUGGCGGAAGUGGAACCGGAAAUGGAACUGGAUUUGGCAAUUUCAUUGAUAUACCAAAUCCAAAUUGUCAUAAUCAGCAACAGCAACAACAUCAGCAGCAGCAACAACAACAGAAUCACCAUCAUCCAAAUCAAAAUCAGCAACAACCACAACAGCAACAGCAGCAGCAACACUUACAUUCGAAUAACGAACAAAAACAUCAGCAAUUAUCUUGUGGUGGCACUUUACACUCUUCCUCCUCCAAUACCAAAUCUGUUUCCACUUCUUCCAUCCAACACCACCAAACACACAAUAAUAGUCAAAAUUCACAACCACAACCACAACAACAACAUCAUCAUCACAAACAUUCAACUUCAAAUCUUUUGUAUGGUGGUGGUGGUGGUGGUAGUAGUAGCAAUCAUAAUAUUGUUGCUUCCUCCUCCUCCUCUUCAUCAUCUAUUGGCCCAUCUGCUCCUCAUUCCUCCUCUAAUACAAAUUUUUCUAUAUCCUCUAAUCUAUUUGCCACAUCCUCACAUAAUCACAAUAAUCACACUCAAAACAAUCCAAACUCCUCCUCCUCCACCAAUAACAUGACCGCCACAUCAUCAUCUUCAUCCAAUAAUUCAUCUAAUUCUAUUAUCCAUCACCGUUCAAAACAUGUACAACUAGUAAUACCAUGCGUUACCGUAGGUGAUAAUGAUCAUGACGAAAUGCGACGGCGCAGUAAUGCCACUCAUGCAGCCAGCAAUAGUCCUAAGCAACAUCACCAACAACAGCAGCAACAACAACAGGCUCAGGCAUAUCCCCAGCCAAGUGUCAAAUACGAACCGGGGCAAUCGCAGAAGAAACGAAUUUUAGCCAUGGCCCAAAAUGAAUGCUACAUGCCAUCAUCUCACUCGAGCACCAACAGCAGCUCACAGACAUCAUCCAGUUUACCGCACUUACCCACUAAGCAGGAACCAACCGAAUUCUACGACUAUCCCUCACAACAACAGCAACAGCAGCCUCAACAUGUUGACAGCAAGCGCUCUUCGUGGGCGGCAUCGUCUGGUGGCUCUCAACAACAGGCGCCACCACUAGCACUGCACAAACGUGAGGCACCCUCAGUGGCCCCCUCCUCAUCCGGUGGUUAUGUCCAGCAACCAGCCUCAUCUGGCACUUCGGGCAACGUGCAUCCACCCAUGGCGCACUCGAAGAGCUCCUCGUCGUCCUCUUCAUCGGCUGCUGCCUCAGUGGGACCACCAUCUUGGGGUCCUCCUCAAAUAUAUCGUCAACCAUCUCAUACCUCUCAGUUGCAACAGCAACAACCCACAUCACAAUCUCAACACCAGACCAACACAACAACGCCCAUGGGUAAUUCACCCUCUUCAGCUGUUGCUGCGGCAGCCAUGCUGCAACAAGAUAUUUACGCUGCUGCCGUACAGAAUGACAUGUAUCGACGUCCCACUGUCUUUGUUUCGCAAGCUGCACCAACUUACACAUACAAUCGUGCAGUUGUAGCACCGCCACCGGCUCACAAUAGUUCAAGUCGUCAGGUUAUACCAUCCCAUCCAUUGCCCGCUCACAUACAAUUUCCAACGCAGUACAGCCAAUUUGGUCCCCUAAGUCCAGCCCAGGUAGCCGCCAGCAAACAUGCACAUUACGCACCGACAAAUAUAUGGUAUGGGGGCGAAUAAACACUGAUUUAAACAUAACGAAAAUCAAUUUUAUUCUAGAUCGUUUAUGCAUGAUUGCAACAAGCAGCUAAAUCUACAACAAGAUGAAAACAAAAACACAACAAAUCCUAACAAUUACAAACGUAAUAAUCAUAAUCGCCGUAAAACUAAUAAUGAUGAUAAUGAUAUUAUUAACCUGUAUAACUUGCAACAAUUGCUACAUUUAAAUAAUGGAGACACUGACAUUGGUAGUAGUGGUGGUGGUUCGGAUGUAGUUGAUGGUGUUGAAAAGGUGUCUGCCACCACUACAGCCACUUCGACCACUGCGGCAGCAACAACAGUGGAAGAAAUACAAAAUCUACAAUUAACACAGUGGUGGUUUUUAAUGAUGCAACAAACCAUAUUCAAUUUUAAAACCACCUUUGAGCAGCAACAUCAACAAAUAGCAAAUCUUAGUAGCAAUAAUCAUUUUCCUAGUAGUGAAGAAAUUGUUGCAGCAACAUCAGUGGCUGGUUCUACAAAUCAUUUUGACUUUUUAAAUUUCAUUAAUGCUGAUGUUAAUGAUAAUCAUACAAUAAUCGAUACUACUACUAAUAAUAAUAAUAAUACUUCGUCAUUAUCAGCAGCAGUUGCAGCAAUAGAACAACAACAACAAAAGUAAACCAUUAAUUAAUUAUUUGAAGAUUACAUUUGUUUAAUUUUAUAUUAAAAAAAAAAUACGAAAAUUUACCACAACCAUUUAAACUGAAGUUGAACUUACGCGCAUGUAAUUGAUUUAUUUUUUUAAUUUUUAAUUUUAAAUUUUUCUUUAUUUUUUCUGUUUAUUUCUUUUUUAACAUAAAUAUUAAGAAAAAGUGAUUAUAUUGUUUAUAAUUUUAACUAUAAUAUAAAUAUAUACAUACACCCUAUACAUACAUAAUACAUUAUAUACCUACAAAUACCUAUAUACAACAAACAAACAAACAUAGAUACAUAAAUAUUAAGCAAGACUUAGUUUAUUUUGUUUCCCUCUUUUCCUUACUUAUAUUGCUAAGUUUAAACAAGAAAAUGGAAAUGUGUUUUUUUAACAAGAAUUAUUUUAUAUUUUUAUUAAUUUGUUUGUAAAUAUUUAUUAAUUAUUAUACAUAUUUUAUAUUAAACACUUAUACUAUAUUCUAUAUAUAUAUAUAGAUAUUCAUAAAAAUGAAAAUCUUAAAAAAACAAAAGCUGAAAUAUUCAUACGAGUACUUUUUAUAAUAGAAAUAUUAAGCGAAUCAUGCUUAAAAUUAAUGAAUUAAUUGUAAAAUUACUCACUUUAUUUCUCACUAUAUAUCCCUUUCUCUCUCUCCCCCCUUCGCUCUAUCUCUCGUUCUUAAUUAACAUUAAUUUCUUUACACUGCAACUGUGUAAAUUAGUUUAAUAUUAAAGAAACCACAAAAAUAUGUAGAAAUUUAUCGAUAAUAGUCGUUUUUAUUUUAAUAUUAAUGUAAACAUCGAUUAUUUUUCUCAUUUUAUUUCUAUUUUAAAUUUACUUUAGCAAAGAUUAAAGAAAUUUUGAUCUUUUGAAAAGAGUACGGAAAAUAAUAAAGAAAGGGUUCAUUAAUUUCUAAACAACUUGAAGAGAAUUAAGGGUUUUUUAAGAAGUUAUGUAUGUGCAACAAAUAUAAUUGGUAAAAUUUUAUUCAGCAUAGCUCUUAACAACAGUGCAAACCUUAGAAUCUUUGAAAUGAAAAUUCAAAUGUUCGCAUUGAAUUUAAGUAAAAAGAAUAUAUUUUUUAAAUUAAUUUGAUAUACAUAAACUUCGAAUUGAAUUAUGGACUAUUAAUUUAGAUUUUAGAAAUGUUUAACUUGUAAAAGUGCGAUAUACAACAGAUCAAAAUUAACAGUAUUUUUUUAUUUAAAUAAUACUACCAUAACACACUUAAAAUACAAUACGAUUUUACAAUUAUUUAAUGAAAUAAGAGUCGGCUAAUAGUGAUUUGUUCUUAACAGAUUUUUAACAUCUAAGGCAUGUUCUUCUAUGUCGAGGGAAUGUUUUCAAUUACUUUCUAACGAAUGAAAUAUGAGAUUCCGAUUGAAAUCUCUUUAGAAUUUAAAUGGAAUGCCGAAAUUUGUCUGCCCUUGAUUUGGGUUUAAUUGAGUCAAACGAAAAUUCCUUCUCGGACGAUUUUUUUUCAAUUAAAGACAUAUUUAAUCAAAUAAUCAUGGAACUAUCAUUGAGUUCCAUUCGUAUUACUCUCGUUUUACUAAUAGAAAUUUAUAAUCAGCCCAAAAAAAUUCCCCGGGAGUUUGUUCGCUGGAAGUUUUUUCCCAUUGAAUUUGAAUAGGAAAAAUGAGAAAAGGGAAAAAACUCCCGAGGAGUUUUUAUUCAUAAUUGGGCUGAAUAAUUCUUUAUAUAUUUUUUUUGGGUUUCUCAAAUUUUUUAAUUAAUUUCUAUACAAAAAAAAACAGGCAAAGUAAAUACAAAAUCAAUUGGAAUUUGAAAAAAACUAAACAAACAUCGAUCGGAAUAAUAACGGAAACGAAAUCUUUGCUAACUUUGACAAAUAUUUGUCAAAGAAACAUAGUUAUUGUUUUACACAGUCAUAUACAAUUCCUUGUAGAUCGAAUGACUUAAACGUAGCCUUACAUAAAUGUUAUGGGUCGAUUAUGGAUGGCAACCGGACUUUAGUUGCGUUUGGCAACAUAAAUGAUUGCUGCCAAUUGCCAUCUGUAAUACCAUUUAGGCAACUGAAGCUCGGUUGCCAUCCAUAAUCUUUUUACAAUACUAAUAACAUUUCCCUCCACGGAGAAGUCUAUACAAUUUCUUGUUUCAUCAAUGGAAAUUAAUAAAUUUAAAAAUUUAACUACAACGAAUUAAUUCUUAUUAACAAUUUGUUUAGAAAUUAUCGAACCCUAUCAACUAAUUAUUUUUAUCAUUAAAGUUUUAACAAACUUUUAUAACAACUAUUUAAAUGUGCAACAUUUUUUUAACAUUUUGCUUAAUGUGAAUUUUUUUUAACCUUAUUACAAAACAUUUUAAUUUUAUUUAAAAACAAAUAAACUUUAGAGUUUCACUGAAUGUUGUUGUAACUAUUAAGCAGGCGAAAAAGCAAAAAUAAAACUUCAGCUAAAUGAAGAAAUGAAAAAUUAUGUUUAUUUUAACUAGAAAUAAAACGCAAUAUACAAAGAAAAGCCCCAUAAAAACGGAAAGUUUUUUUUUUAAAAGUAACGUUUUUUUAGAAUUAAACAAAACACAAAAUAUUUACCAAUAUAAAUAGGUAUAUGUAAAAAAAUAAACUUAAAUUUAGAAUUUAGAGUACCUACGGAAAAACUAAAAAAGAAAAACUGAAAACUAAAUGUUUUAUAAAGUUAAAUAACAUUAAAAAAAAGAAUAAAGCAGCACAUGAAAUUUAAAAGAUUUUUUAAAAUAAAUAAAUUAAAUAAAAACUUUUUAUAUAUAUGUAUAACAAAAAUAAAAAUCUAUAUAAAUAUUUAAAUUACUCCCUCCUCUCUCUCUCUCUCUCUCUCUCUUCCCACUUUCUAACACUCUUAAAAAACUUGAAAACAAACAAAGAAUUAAAAUAAUUGUGUUUUUUAUAACUACAAUUAACACAAAUAAAAACAAAUACCAAUAUUCCUUUUUUUAUAUAAAUAUAUAAACAUAAAAAAUAAACAAAUAAAUAUAAAGUUUAAUACAUAUACACAUGCAUACACUAAAUGUAGUUUGUACCUUAAAAAAAUAAAACAAAAUAAUUAUAAAAAAAAGAAAGAUUGAAAACAAACAAAGUAGUUUUAACAAAUCCUAUUUUUUCAUAACAAAGAAAACGGAAAACAAACACGAAAUUUAAAAAUAUUUAUAUACAUACAAAUUAAACAAAAACAAACAAAAAAACAACAACAAAUUUAAAUUAUGAUAACAGCGUUUGCUUUGUAAUGUUAUUUAACAUUUCAAAGUUUAGCUUUUUUGUUUUUUGUUUUCUUAAAAAAAAUAUAAUUUGGAUAAAUGUUUAUUUAGUGAUUUAAAAGGAGUUUUGAAAAUAUUUCAUUUUUUUAUGAAAGACAAUAUUGUAUAUUCUUAAUUAUCUAUUACUAUUAUUAUUACUACCUACAAUUAUUAUUAUUAUUAUAAUUUUCUUAAUUAAUUUAUAUAUUUAAGCUUAAAACAAAAACCAACCUCAUAAAUACAAAACUGAAAUAUUAUUAAUCAUAAUUUUUUUUAUUACUACUACUAUUACUAUAUUACUUUGCCGUGUUUUUAUUAAUUUUAAAAUACUAGGAGCUUUUCACUUAUGAAUUAAUAUAUUUAUAUUAUAACAUUUUUUUAUUAUUAUUAUUAUUGCUAACACACUUGGGUUUAUAUACAUACAAUACUAUACGUUUAUGGAUAAAUUUAAUGUAUAAACAGAUACUAUGUAAUACAAAUAUGUGUCUUUAGUUUUAUUAGUAUGUAGAGAAAAACAAAUGACCUUAAAAUUUUAUUAAAUAUUAGCUUUUUUCUAUGUUAGUUUCAUUUAUGUAAUUGUUUUCUUAAUAUCUUUAUAUUUAUACUGCAUUAACAAAUCAGUUGUAUUCUGUAAAAAAAACGCUUUACUUUGACUUUAUUAUGUCAAAACAUUCAGAACAUUUUCAACUAAUUGAUUGAAACCUUUUUGAAAUAUGAUUAAAAAUAAUUAAACUAAUUUGAAGCCAACAAAUUUAGAAUUUUCAAACAUAAACUUAUUCUAUUUUAUACCAUAAGAUAAUCACUUUUUAUAUAUUUUUUCAUAUAUACCGAUGUUAAUUUAAAAAAGCUAGUGAAGACUUUGCCUUUUUUCGCAUACAAAAUGAAAGCCAGAAAUUGAAUUCACAAGUACUUUUGUGUUAUCAGAAUCCAGAGGAAAAAUCUUUAAAAUUUUUAUGAAUUAUACAUUGAAAUUCAAAAAUUUUUUCUAUUGAAUCCAAAUUUAAAAUAAUCCUGAAUUUGUUAACAAAUUCUUUGGCAUAUUCUUAAAAAAAAAUAUAGUAAAACUUAAAGAGAACAUGCGAUUUAUUACAAUUCAAAAACUUAGUAAAAUUUUAAAAACCUAAAAAUUUAAUCAUUUGAAAUUUGAAUUUAUAUAAAUAUCUCUCUUUUUCAACUCAUUGCAACAGUUCGCUUGAAUUUAUUCACAUAUCACAGAAUUCCGUUGCGAUCAUAAUGUUUCAUUAUUUGGUUCCUUCGGAAAAAAAAUAAAAUUAAAAACUUUCAAUUUUCAAAACAUUAUUUUUAUAUCAUUUUGCUACUGUCAGUUGCAAAAGUUUUCAAGGAAAAAAACUUUUUUUAACAAUUUUACCUGAAGAAAACUUAUACGUUUUAACUGAAUGAUUUAAAAACUGUUUAUGGAUUCCAAAUAUACAGAAGUUAAGCUCCGUAUGUUGUAUUGUAUUAAUAUUUAAGGAUGUUUGUAAGGAAUUGCAAAAUGUGUAUUAUUCAAUUUUAUGCCAGCAGAUUUUAUCACUGCAAAUAUUAAAAAGUUAUUUUGAGUACUACAUAAACUAGACAAUUAACUGACAAAUUUGAAAUUUAUUGCGUAAUACUGCAAACAUUCUUAAAUAUUAAACUGAAAAGGAGGUCAACUCCUGUAGAUUGCAAAACCUUAAACGUUCCUGAGAAAAAAACUUGUCUUGUUGUGAAAACCUAAUAGUGGAAAUAUCUCGAAAACUAACAGUACGAUUCUAAAAUUGUUUGUGUUAUGCUGAUAAAACAUUAAAUAUGAAUUUGUUGUUCUAAAUAAAUUCGUUUAAAUAGCAUGGACCACAUUGUAUAUACAAAUUAGUUUUUGCUUUUAUAUAAAACGUGAUCAAUUUAGUUGGUAUAAAAUGGAUUUGAGUUUCAGCUAUAGUAAAUUUAAAAGGGAUUUAAAUAUUUAAAUAAAAUAAUAGUUUCCUUUAAAUAGAAUAUAUUUCCUCUACUUGGAUUAUGGUUUUUUUUUAAUAACUACAAACAUAUUUAAUUUGUUUUUUAAUAAUACUACACGCUUUAUAAGUGAUUUAUAUCAAUAUAUACAAAUAUUUCAUUGUUCUUACACAAACUUAAUAAUUAUUAUUAAUCAUAGUUUUUAUGUACUCAUAUACAUACAUAUACUUUUGAAACUGUAAGACGAAAGAAAAGUCCACUUGUCAGAAUAAUAAAUUGCUUCAGAAUAAAUCAGUUGAGAAGACUAUACUGGGUAGAAUUUACAAUUUAAAAAAACAUUGUGGAUUAUUAGUAAUUUAAUUAAUAUGGGAAUGAAAUUUUAAACCACAAUAUGUUUCUUCUUCAAGUCUAGUUUCAAAGAAUAUUAUCCACCAAACAAAAUGUGAAAAUAAUAGAUUUUUUCAUUUGAUGUUAAAUGUAAUUUUAAAAAACUCCAAUAACUAAUUGUAGAGAAAUUCACUAUAUUGUCAUUAUAUUACAUUUUAUAUACAUUUGAGAAAGGCUUUGAUUUCGAAUCAUUCUCAAUUUGAAACUCUAGGGUUUCUAGAACAAGUUUUUGAUUAUUCCUUGAGUUGGAAAUUUAAAUUAAAUUUAACAAAACAGGAUUUUAAUAUAUUUACUAAGUAAUUCAAAACUUAUAAACAAAUGCCUUCGUUUCCAGUUCCACAAUAAUCGAUCUGAUUUCAAGAUCAACAUAAAUAUGUCAUCGAAAUGGAAUAUUUUGAAAGUAUUAGAAAUUCCACGCCAUUUUCAAUUGUAUUUCAAAAAUUUCGAAUUACAUUUCAAAACUAGGGUUGUGCGAUGAAUCGAAUAGUAAAACAUUCUGAUUAAUCGAUUCAUCAACACUUCUGAUUAAUCAAUUAAAUAGAGUUUUGUUUUUAAAAUUGGAAUAUUUUUGUUCAGAUAAAUUAAUAAAACACAAAAUAAAAAAAAAACAAAAGUUACACAAAAUUCAAAUAAAGUAUUUGAAUUCAUUUAAAUUUCUAACUAAUCAAUUAUACUUUGCUUUGAACAAUAAAAUUAUUCAAUUAAUUAGGAAUAUAAAUAAUCAAAAUGUCUGAUUAAUCAGGAUGUUAGAUUAAUCGCACAUCGCUAUUCAUUUUCCAAAAUUUUGUUUACUUUUUGUAUUAAAAAUGUCCAAAGCCAAAGGAAAUUGGUAAGAACUAGCAAGUAAACAAACAAACUGAUAUACAAAGGAAACAUUCUGAAAUACAAAUCAAAAUAUCGGGAAUAUAAUUGGAAAUGUUUUAUAAUCCAUAGAUUGGGCUUUUGAUGUACGGAAUAUAAUUUUUUAAUUUUGAAUUGAAUUAUUUAGUAAUUUCAGUGGGUUAUUCUGUAAUUCUACAAAUUCGAACAUUUGGAUUUUGUAAUCGUAUUACAAAUUAACCAGACAGGAAUUAAAUUUGAUAUUAAUGUAUGUUUUUUAUAACUUUCUAUUAAAUUUUUAAAUAUGAUAACAAUUUUUAUUCGGUUUCAAUUAAGAAUUAAUUAAAUUUUACGUUUUUUUUUUAAAAAUUUAUAUUAACAUGAUUUUUGUUUUCCUAAAUAAUGUAAAAAUAAUAAAAUAUAUAAUACAUAUAGGUACAUAAAAAUGAUAAAAGAAAAAGAAAACAAUUAAUAUUAUUAACAAAAAAAAUUUAGCUUGUAAUUAUUGUGAUGUAGUUUAUAAUUAAAAACAAUUUAACAAUAAUAAUAUUAAUAUUAAAUAAAUAAUUAAAACAAAUACAAAAUAUAUAAUAUACAUACUAAUUAAAAAAAAGAAUGACGUUAAUAAUUUUUAAUACAAUAUUAUUAUUAUUUAAAAACAAGCAAAAUUACUCUAUGUAACCAAUAAAUUUUAUUAAUUAUUUAAUUAUACAUAUAAUUUUUGUUCUUCUUUUUUACUUACUACAAAAUACUAAAACAAAAUAUCAAAGAAACUUUUUUUAAACAAUUUAAACAAUUAUUAUUAAUAUUACAAAAAACCAACUACUAUUACUAUAUGUAUGUAUUUGCAAACUGAAACAACAAAUUAUAACUUAUUAGUUUAAGUAAGCUUUAACAAAAAAUUACAAACAAAAAACACAAUAAAUAAAGCAAAUAUUAUUUUCAAAAAAAAAACACAAAUUUCACUUUUUAUUACAGUUAACUAUAAAUGAAAAUAAUAAUAAUAAUAAAAAAUUAUUUAAAGCAAAAAAUAAAACACACUUUUUUAUAAACUCAAGAAACAAAAAUGGGAUAAAUUACUAAAUAUAAAUGUUUGUAUUUUUUAAUUAAAUGAAAAAAGAAAAACAAUAUAAAAGAUUUAAUACAGAAGCUAAGAAAAAAUUAAAAGAAACCAGACAAAUACAAGAAUAAUAAAUAACGAGUUAUUUGCAAAUCUUAGUAAAAUAAAAAAAAAACAAUUUUAGUGGGAAAAACAAAAAUUAUUUAUAUACGCCAAAAAUUAAGAAGAAAAAAAAAACAAAUAAUUUAAAUUGUAAGCAGAGAAAACAAACUAAACUAUAACUAUAAAAACAAUAAUUAUUUAUAUUAAAUUAACAUAACAAACAAAAUUAAUUCAAUUUAUAUAUAUAUACGAGUAUAAAACCAGUUAAAAGUGUUGUGAAAUAUAUUUCAUUUUAUAAUUAUUUUUUUAUUUUUUUUUUGAAUUAAUGGUCUUUUUCUAAAUGUUCAUUUCCAUGUAAAUGUUUACAAAAAAAAAAAAAAAAACAUAAGUAGUGUUUUUGCAAUUAAUUUCAAUAUUUAGAAACAUAUUCAAUAUUAAUACAAAAAUAUAUUUAUUACUAAAUGUUUUUGUUUGUUUUAUAAAUGUAACAAAAAAAAAAUACUACUACUACUAAUUGUUUAAUUUUUUACGUUUGCAAAAAGACAUGGUUAAACUACAUAGGACUUUUAAUUUAUCAAAAUUUUAACCAUAAAUUUAAACAUAGAUGAAGUUUAUUUUUUUUAUUUGAAAAAAAAAUGUAAUUUAUCUGUAGUUAAGCCUUAACUAUGGUUAAAAUUUUAAUGAAUAAACUGUCCUAAACAGUAAGGGAGUUUUGAACAAAAAACAAGUGUUGUCUUAAAAAGUUUAAAUUAGAUUUGGAAAAACUUGUUUAAAGUUCCAUAAAACAAUUUAGACAUUUUGUUUGUCAAAAGCAAACCUUAGAACUAUGAUAUAAUUUUCAAUCCGGAGGUUCCUUAUAGGGUUCUAAACCAUAACAUUGUGUAACUUUUACUGAAUUAGUAGAUAGGCCCAUUGGCUACAAGUUGGGCAUAAAUUAAGAAAGGCCAGACAUUACCUCCACGACAAUUAGAUCUUUACUCAGUCAGUGACAGUUGUAUCAGCCGUAAGUUGUUUUCCUAGGGAAGAACUUUCAGCGAAAGCAGACUUGUUACUUGUAUCUGUACUCUAUUAUCGUACGUACAUGUUGAAUUUUCACACCUUUUUUGCAUUCAUUUCGUUUUAAAAAGGGUUUGUUGCAAUUAUUAUAAAUUAUAGAGACAAAAAGUUAGCUGUAACAAGUUUUUGAUACACUCAAUUCAGUGGGUUCAGGACUAUUGAAUAUUGCUAGACCAUUUAAGGAAUUGAGCAAAAGUGCAAUAGAACAUUUUAUAGAUCUAAUUUAAACAACAUUUUUAAUAAGGAUUACUUCGGAUCAGAGCUUCGAAUUAAUUAAUAGAAUUUAGCUUUAUUCACUAAAAUCUUUAUUCGGUUUAUAUAUAAUUCAAUCAAUCCAUUAAUCUCAUUAUACUCAUGGAAUUAACUCAUAAUUAUUCAUAAUAAAAUUCAUUCAACCUUUGAAUUAUUUAAUUUUUCAGCCCAAUUAUGAAUAAAAAAUCCGCGAGAGUUUAUUCCCUUUUGCCAUUUUACCUAUUCAAAUUCAGUGUUAAAAAUGGGAAAAGAGAAAAAUUUCCGCGGAAUUUGUAUUCAUGAUUGGGCUGUUUGUUAACUCAAAUCAAAUACAAAUUGAAUGAAAAUAUUGUUUUUAAUCAUUUAAAAAAAUAAAUUGUCUGAAGCGAUGAUUUUGUAAUUGAUUUGAAUUGAAGAAAAAUUUAAUCAUUGAAUACAUUUUUAAAGCUAUUUUGUAAUGGACGCAUUAAGCCUAUGAAUUCAUUAAGGGAAUGGUUAAAAGAAAAAAUUAAUUUGAUUUGAUUUUGAAAAUUGAAUUAAUUUUAUUAUUUUUUUCAAACCUUUGCUUUGAAUGGGCUUAAUUGUUCGAACUCCUUGCAGAUAUUGUCCUUAAUUAUGUUGUUUUGACUAGAACUUCUGACCAUUGUUAUUAUUCUAACACUUCUGGGAAUAAAUUCAGCUUGUUACAGUAGUCGCCAAGUUAAGAAUAUUUUGUCGAGUGAGUCAUGGGUCAUUGCGAUGCAAAGAUAUAAUCUUAUGCCCCUUUGUUAUUACCGCUUGCAGUCAGUAUCCAGCAAAAAAUUACAUGAUAAAGAAGUAGUUCAAGCUGAGAUUUAACUGAUGAUAAUAAAGUGGUUCGAUUUAGGGGAAUCAUGCAUGAUUUUUUCAUAAUCAUAUGUAUAGGGCUUUCCAUUGAUAGUAAUGCUUAAAAUCAAUGCAAGUUUGAUGAAUCGACUACGUUUUGUAUAUGAAUUGAGAAAGAUAUUUAAAAUUAUUAAAAGCAACAUCGCCAAAACACUGUUUUCAAAAUUUUUCGAUUUUCACAAUAUUAAAAUGAUAAUAAUAAUAAUAAUCAACCCCUUACUUUUGCUUACAAUGUCGCAACAACACCAUAAAUAUAAAUUUACAAUACAAUAGUGGAAAUGAUACAAAUAUAAGAUAUAGUUCGAUUAUGGAUGGCAACUACACUUCAGUUGAGUUGUCAGUUGCCUAAAUGAUAUUACAGAAGGCCCUCUAGCAACACAACUGAAGAUCGGUUGCCAUCCAUAAUCGACCAAUUAAUAUAUUUAAAUAGCAGUUGUAUUUUUGUUUUUCCAAUGUUGGGAUUUAAAUAUUUGGUGAAAUAUUUAAUAUUUCUGUCUGAGAAGACAAGGUUAAAGAAUUUUUAAAAAUAAAAUUUAGUGUUUCAUCACGUAUGAAGAUUUUUAUUUUAGAACUAACCCCCAGUAACACGAAGCCUGGUUAUGUUUUAACUAAUAGUUAUACUGACAGUUGUCAUACAAAAAUAAUUGUAACCGACAGUAUAACUAUUAGUUAACACCUAACCAGGCUUCGUGUUAAUGGGUGUUACUCUCAUAAAAAAUGAUAAACUUUUGAAAAUGUUUAAAUAAUUUUAAUUUUAUUAUAAAUUUUAUACUUUAAAAGCAUCAAAAACAUCGAAUUUUUUAUAUCUUCAAAUUGGACAACACUUGUUUUUUUGUUUCAUUUAAAUACUAGUGAAUAUAUUUCGGAAAGAUAAAAUGGGACAAUUUUUUUUAAUAAAUUAAAAUCAAAUUUAUUAUAUAAGACUGCUAAAUUUGUGCAGCAUUAGUAUGUAACUACAAAAGAAACAAAAAUAUUUUAAAGUAAAACAUAAAAAUAAUGAAAAAAAAGAAAAGAAUUGAACUAAAUUAAGCUGUUUAAAGUGUUUUAUAGAAAUUUAUGGACCAUAAUUAAAAAAAUAUUUAUUAAAAGAAAAACCUAAACAAUUUUAAAUUUUAAUAGAAAAAAAAAAACAAAAAAAAAAGCCAAAAGCUUAUCAUGAAAAUAAUUGUAUUCUUACAAAAAUAAACUAAAACGUUCAAUAAUUAAAUGUGACUACAAAAAUUAUGCUUUAUUUGUAUACAUAAAUUUAAAGUUUUAUAAAAAUUAAAAAAAGAGAAAAUAAUGUAAUAAAAAUAACGUUAUAAACAAAUUUAUGUAAAACAUUCUUGUCUGUAUUUCUGUUAGCUUCAAAUAAAAAUGGAAAUUUUUUAACAAACAGCUAAAAACACAACUUAUUACAUAAAGUAUAUACAAAAUUAAUUACUACUAUUUAUAAAUUGUAAUAUUGUAUACAAACAAUAUGUAUGUAUAUUUAAUUAAUUAGUGUAACAAUUUUAUUAUUUGAUUUAGUUAUAGAAUAGUUUUUUUAUUUUUUAAUUUUCAUAUUAAUCGUUUAAAUACAAAUUCUUUAUUAUUUUUAAUUCUAAUAAUCAUUACUAUUAUUAUUACUACAACAAAUAUAUUACAUUAAUCAAUAUGAUUGAAAAAAUUGCAUAAAA
Messenger RNA from Calliphora vicina (urban bluebottle blowfly), 19082 nucleotides. RefSeq names its product Homeodomain interacting protein kinase (gene Hipk). The record is from RefSeq and is a predicted model, not a curated record. NCBI's taxonomy places the organism in Eukaryota, Metazoa, Arthropoda, Insecta, Diptera, Calliphoridae. Gene Ontology annotation, cellular component: nucleus; cytoplasm. Gene Ontology annotation, molecular function: ATP binding; protein tyrosine kinase activity; protein serine/threonine kinase activity. Gene Ontology annotation, biological process: peptidyl-serine phosphorylation; peptidyl-threonine phosphorylation. The transcript has 15 exons. Bases 1424 to 7090 code for a protein of 1888 amino acids.